CCUCUCACUCGCGCGCGUCCUCGUCUCUCUCAUCCACUGUGCCGCGCCGCGCAUUUGUUUAUUCAUCCAGAGCAUUUAAUCGGCACGCACCUGGCCUGGGAGAGAGAGAAGAUCAUAUAGAAAAAGAGCGAAAAAGAGGGGUUUAGAGCUCUUGGGAGAGAUAUCCUUUUGUUUUGGAGAUAGAAGAGAGGGGUCUAGCGAUUCAUCCCCAGCGAUCUAGGCCUCGAUCGUCCCAUCGCGGCACUGCCCACGAAUCCCCGCGGCCUACAUUGCCGACCCACAUUGCGGAUCUGCGAGUUUGGUGCGUCAAUCCGGCAUCGCCGGAGCUGGGCUGUGUCGGUGGUGGGCAGGAUCCAGGGGGCUUUCCUCUCGGCUGAGCGCGCCGCGUGAGCAAUGCGGAUGGACAGUCGCGGGAUCGCCCGGGAUUGAGGCGCGGCGCUGCGCGAGCUUUGAGGCUCCAUUAGGUAGCGCGCUUCGAGAGGGGGAGAAAGAGUGAGAAAGAAGGCAGCCGUGCUUUGCCUUCAUUCUCCCUCUUUCUCUCUGGGCUCUUUUGGAGAGGGUGGUGGAGGCAAGAACGCUCGAGAAGUGGCAGCAAAACGAAGAUAGGAAGAUAGAUUGAGAGAAACCAAGGAGAAGAUCACUCACACCAUCAUCUCACUCUCUUUCACGACGAAGUGCUCUCUCUUUUUUCUUCUUCCUCUCUGGUGAGAUAUAUACGUACGUUUCAUGUACUCGGCUCUGGCCUCCCACACUCUCUCUGGUCCACUUCCUCUCGCUGGCUGGAUUCUCUGACCCCCUGAAUCGUAGGAUAGAUAGAGGAUCCUGGCAAAGAGGACACGGUCACGGAGGACUGCUUACACUUCUAGUUUAGAUUGGUAGCGGGCGUCUGCAAGGAAGAAAGCCAAGAAAGGAGUUAGAAGGAAGCGACGAGCUUACCAGCAAAGAUGAGGUUUGACGGCCCGACGGUGGCUCUCCUGGCGGACAAUGCCGGCUUUGGAGCUAUGGGUCUUUCCGACCUCGCAAACAUUCCAAUGUCGGCGUCGCGGCUCAUCAACAGGGGCGCUCCAGGCAUGCCGCCUCAGAUGAAGAACUCUUUCACUUCUCCUGGACUCUCGCUCGGCCUGCAGCAGCCAAACUGUCCGGAGAUGCAGCUGGAGUCCAAGCCGGCUCCCGAUGGCGAGCUCGGUGUCAAGAGCAAGAGCAAGGAGGAUGAGAACGAGAGCCGGUCCGGCAGCGGCAGCGAGAACAUGGGAAACGCGUCGGGUGACGAGCAGGAGCCGCCGAGGAAGAAGCGCUAUCAUCGUCACACUGCAAGGCAGAUUCAAGAGAUGGAAUCGUUGUUCAAGGAGUGUCCUCAUCCCGACGAUAAGCAGCGCCAGGAGCUGAGCCGGGAGCUAGGACUGGAGCCUCGGCAAGUCAAGUUCUGGUUCCAGAAUCGCCGCACGCAGCUCAAGGCCCAGCAGGAGCGAGCGGAGAACAACGUUUUGCGCCACGAGGUGGAGAAGCUCCGCGCUGAAAACAUCACCAUGCGCGAGGCGAUACGCAAUGCAUCGUGUCCAAAUUGCGGAGGCCCUGCAACUCUGCGAGAGAUGUCCUUCGAAGAGCAGCACCUGCGAAUCGAGAACGCUUGCUUGAAGGACGAGCUCGAUCGAGUGUCUGCUGUCGCUGCAAAGCUUUUUGGACGAUCGGUACCGCCGAUGGUUUCCCAACAAGCUCCACAGUUUUCCGGAUCGUCUCUAAACCUUUCCAUCCAGGGUGCUGCAGGGAGCAAUCCGAUGUCUCCUCCAGCACAGGUGGCUGGAUUACUUUCAGCGCCACCAUCAGGAGUCGAGGAGCUUUCGAACGCCAACAAUCUUAACACCAACAAAUCUGUUGUCCUGAGCGACGUCGAGAAGAACAGCGUCCUUGACCUGGCAGUCAUGGCAAUGGAUGAGCUCGUCCAGCUCGCACAGCCUGACUCGCCGGUGUGGAUCCCAAGCCCGGACGCCUCCAAGGAGGUGCUUAACUACGACGAGUACGUUCGCCAGUUUCCAAAGUUCGUUGAAAGCAAGCAGUAUGGUUUCAAGACCGAUGCCACUCGCGAUGAUGGGCUUGUGAUGAUGAACGCCGCGAGCUUGGUCGAAGUUCUCAUGGAUCCGGCGAAGUGGAUGGAGAUGUUUUGCACGAACGUUUCAAAAGCACUGACGCUGGAAGUUAUCUCUUGUGCUCCCGGUAGUUUAAGUGGAACACUUCAGCUGAUGUAUGCCGAGAUCCAAGCUCUCUCCCCGCUGAUGCAGACCAGGGAAGUUUACUUCCUUCGUUACUGCAAGCAGCAUCAGGACAGCACCUGGGCCGUGGUUGACGUCUCCGUCGAUGGUCUCCAUGGAACGCCAUCCCCAGCUUCGUUGCAUUGCCGACGCUCUCCAUCGGGAAUGCUAAUCCAAGACAUGCCGGAUUCUAUCCACGACAUGCCAAACGGCUGCUCCAAGGUUGUUGUCGUGGAACAUAUGGAGUACGACGACCAGCCCGUCCAUCAGCUCUUUAAAUCCUUGGUGAGUAGCGGUGGAGCCUUCGGUGCGCGGAAGUGGCUGGCCACUCUCCAGCGUCAGUGCGAAGCACUGACUUGCUAUCUCCCGGGUCUCGCUUCAGCUCGAGAAAUCGGAGUGAUUCCAAACUCUCCUGCUCGCCAGUCCCUGCUCAAGCUGUCGCAGCGCAUGACCACUAACUUCUGCGCCGGCGUUGGUGCUCCGAGCAGCCAGUGGACAACACUCUCUGGCAGCGUUCACGACGAUAUCCGUGUCAUGACGCGCAAGAGCGUCGACAACCCCGGCGAGCCCCACGGCAUAGUUCUCAGCGCUGCCACCACGCUCUGGCUCCCGUUGGCUCCAGCCCGAGUUUUUGACUAUCUCCGCAGCGAGCACCUCCGCAGCGAGUGGGAUAACAGUGGAAUGGUUCAGGAAGUAGCCCGCAUCGCCAAAGGCCAAGCCACCGGGAACGACGUCUCUCUCUUCCGGAUCGAUGCUCUCAACCAGACUCUCAACGCUAAUCAGAACCAGAUGCUCUUCCUCCAAGAGAGCUGCACUGAUGCUUCCGGUUCCCUCGUCGUCUACGCCCCGGUGGAGCUCACCAUGAUCAACAUGAUGAUUCAAGGCGGCGAUCCAGCUCACGUUGCUGUGCUCCCCUCGGGCUUCGUCAUCCUUCCCGACGGCUCGGAGCCGCACUCGACCACGAGCAUCCUCCAGAACGAUGCCACCGGCACUCUUCUCACCGUGGCCGUGCAAAUCCUCAUCAGCACCCUGCCCUCGGCAAAGCUCUCGCUGGAUUCCAUUGUCGCCAUCAACACCCUCAUCUCCAACACGGUCCAGAAGGUGAAAGGAGCACUGACGCCGAGCAACGAGCUCUAAAGUCUCAACCUUCGAAGAUCUCUUCCCUUCUUUCAGCUUCUCUCGUUUCCGUAAGUUUGUUUCUCGUCCUUCCCGUGAUCACGCCCCUCGUUUUGUCUCUUGAAGAAGUUUGUUGCCUUGAGGGGAUAUCAACCAUCCUGCUCGUCCUCUGGAGCACUGCGUUGAUUUCUCCCUCAGCAACAGGCAGAAACCUCCAUAGCCCCGUCCUUUUUGCCUGUGUUUUGUCUUUGACUUUUCGUUAUUUACUUACUAUCCAGCAGGGGAAAGUCAAGAACGCACCUCGGAAUUUCCUGCCUUUCACCGUGUUGUCUGCUGGCACGCAUUGCAGAGACACCACCUUGUAAGGCGAGUGGUUCGGGUAUUGACUUUCGUCCUCUCGUGUGUGCUCUUAAGUUAUGGAAAAUGAAAAACAAAAGACCCAAGUAUUAA
Messenger RNA from Selaginella moellendorffii, 3812 nucleotides. Its product is annotated as homeobox-leucine zipper protein PROTODERMAL FACTOR 2. Gene Ontology annotation, biological process: regulation of DNA-templated transcription. NCBI's taxonomy places the organism in Eukaryota, Viridiplantae, Streptophyta, Lycopodiopsida, Selaginellales, Selaginellaceae. The coding region runs from base 945 to 3383 and encodes 812 amino acids. The transcript is spliced from 11 exons. Gene Ontology annotation, molecular function: lipid binding; DNA binding; DNA-binding transcription factor activity, RNA polymerase II-specific. The record is from RefSeq and is a predicted model, not a curated record.